Juglans regia (Persian walnut) is the source of this 1385-nucleotide messenger RNA. Its product is annotated as serine/threonine-protein phosphatase PP1-like. Bases 210 to 1133 code for a protein of 307 amino acids. Gene Ontology annotation, cellular component: nucleus; cytoplasm. The record is from RefSeq and is a predicted model, not a curated record. Gene Ontology annotation, molecular function: protein serine/threonine phosphatase activity. NCBI's taxonomy places the organism in Eukaryota, Viridiplantae, Streptophyta, Magnoliopsida, Fagales, Juglandaceae. The transcript has 3 exons.
GAACUCUCUGUAGUUUUACUACAGUAACACAGUACAUAACUACAAAGUUUUAUGAACCAAAAAAAGCAGCCACAUUCCAAAGCACCUCCCAUCCACCAACACCAUUUUCAGAAAGAGUCUGCUCCCCCAGAAGAAGAAGAAGAAGAAGAACCACCCGAUAGCUCUCUGUAUUCCGAAGUCUUUGGCUUUUUGUGGAAUUUCUGGCAACAAUGGACCCAGUGGUACUGGACAACAUUAUCAACAGGCUAUUGGGGUAUAGGCAGGUGCGGGCAGGGAAGCAGGUCCAGCUCAUGGAGACCGAAAUCCGCCAGCUCUGCACUGUUUCCAGGGAAAUAUUCCUCCAGCAGCCCAAUCUUCUGGAGGUCGAAGCCCCCAUCAAGAUCUGCGGUGACAUUCAUGGACAAUAUCCUGAUCUUUUGAGGCUUUUUGAGCAUGGGGGUUUCCCUCCCAAUGCCAAUUAUUUAUUCCUAGGGGACUAUGUUGACCGUGGCAAGCAUAGUUUGGAAACAAUAUGCCUUUUGCUUGCCUAUAAAAUCAAGUAUCCUGAGAACUUCUUCCUCUUGAGAGGGAAUCAUGAAUGUGCAUCAAUUAAUCAGAGAUAUGGAUUUUAUGAUGAAUGUAAACGCCGGUUCAAUACAAGACUUUGGAAAGUUUUUACCGAUUGUUUCAACUGUCUUCCGGUGGCGGCGCUCAUAGACGAAAAAAUAUUGUGUUUGCAUGGUGGCCUUUCUCCCUUUUUAACAAAUUUAGAUCAAAUCAGGGAGUUACCUCGUCCAUCUGAUGUUCCUGAUUCUGGUUUGCUUUGUGAUUUGCUUUGGUCGGAUCCUGAUGGAGAUGUCAAAGGCUGGGCAAUGAACGAUCGCGGGGUCUCUUACACUUUUGGUGCUGAUAGCGUCUCAGAAUUCUUGAUGAAGAAUGACAUGGACCUUGUUUGCCGUGCCCAUCAGGUUGUUGAGGAUGGAUAUGAAUUCUUUGCUGAUAGACAGCUUGUUACAAUAUUCUCUGUUCCAAACUAUUGUGGUGAAUUUGAUAAUGCUGGAGCUAUGAUGAGUGUUGAUGAAAGCCUAACUUGUUCUUUUCAAAUCCUUAAGCCUGCAGAUACAGGCGUGAGUACAUAUGAACAGAGCCAAUGAUGACUUCAUGGAGUUCAGUCCAGCCUUCAUGAAUACCAUCAGUCUUAAGAAUUCUUGGGGGGAAUAAACAUCAUUUAUGUACAUUGAACACAUCUUUCUAGAAAAUAGUCAUAACAAUGUUCAUAAAUGUCGUUAGCAAAGUUCAUGUACAUGGUGUUUUUCAUGCAAGUAAAUAAUUACGUGAGUAUUAUGUAUGUAUGAAUUCGUUGUAUAAGUGGUAGGCAUAUCAACUGCAGGUUAUAAAUUUUUUUU